Messenger RNA from Drosophila obscura, 704 nucleotides. RefSeq lists its product as uncharacterized. The coding region runs from base 112 to 603 and encodes 163 amino acids. NCBI's taxonomy places the organism in Eukaryota, Metazoa, Arthropoda, Insecta, Diptera, Drosophilidae. The transcript has a single exon. The record is from RefSeq and is a predicted model, not a curated record.
GAAAUCAAAAACGGAAGCCUGAUCCCAAAACGAUAUCAAAAAUAUAAAGUACAUUUCAUUCAGUUUCAUUUUUCUGUGUGUCUAGAAAAUUGUCCAAAUUAAUUUCUAACAAUGGCAAAUAAACCAAAAAUCGCCAAAAGCAAGCCCCGCAGCUCUGUUGUCGCCCGUCGUGUUAAAAAACCCAACCCAGUACGUCUUCGCAGUCUGGGGGAUCUGAACGAGUUGGAAAAGGCUCGAGUGGCAUCCGCUCUGGAUGCAGCAGCCAAUUUGGCAACGGAGAAUUUGAAGGAGAAGAAGGAGAAUUUAAACGACUUCCUGCCAGAUGAUAUAGAGUCGUUACAGUCGGAGAGCAAAAAGAAGCUUCGACAUCGUGUGGCCACCGCCAUGAAGCUGCUGAACUUCGUCGAGGGCUUCGAGGACAGCGACAGCGACGACAUUACUACACCUGUUUCUCUCUCACAGGUUCUUGUGCGUCAUCGUAAUCGUAGUGCUAUCAGGAGCCUUGCAGCCAUCAACCAGGAAAAUAAUGGCUUUUGUAGCAACUGUCUCCUUCGCUGCCGCAGCUGCGGUCGUCGCAACCUUCAAAAGUGUGACAAAAAGUAAAUGAAUUUAACUGAAUUUGUCUAUUAUGGUAUAUUAUAAAUGUAAAUUUCAGUUAUAGAUAAAAAUAAAUAUAGUUCUUAAUGGAAUUCUAAAUUCCCGGA